Messenger RNA from Strongylocentrotus purpuratus (purple sea urchin), 541 nucleotides. Its product is annotated as toll-like receptor 13. NCBI's taxonomy places the organism in Eukaryota, Metazoa, Echinodermata, Echinoidea, Camarodonta, Strongylocentrotidae. The coding region runs from base 92 to 541 and encodes 149 amino acids. The transcript has a single exon. Gene Ontology annotation, biological process: signal transduction. The record is from RefSeq and is a predicted model, not a curated record.
CAAACUAUUUCUCUUAAAGUUAGCCAUCAUUGGGUAUCAAGAAAUCAUUGAAAAUCAAGGUCCUGAGGACUACGAGUAUCAGCUUAACCUCAUGUUCCGUGAAGAUGAUGAGUGGUGGAUUAACGAUUGCAUGAAGCCAUUCCUGCAGUGGAGGAUGCCACACCUGGAGCACAUCGUUUUCGGGGAUAGUGGCCUUCAUCCAGGGUCUUUCUACUUAAACGCCAUCUAUGACGUCAUCGAGAACAGCUACAAGACGGUCUUGUUGCUUAGCAACCAGUCUGUGGAGGAUACCUGGUUCAUGACCAAACUCCGUAUGGCCGUGGAGCAUAUGAAUGACACCAAGUUGGAGAAGGUCACCCUCAUAUUCUUAGAGGACAUCGAUGAUGACCACCUACCGUAUCUUGUAAGGCUGUUACUGAGUCGGAACAAACCUUAUUUGUUGUGGGUAAAUGAUGAUGAAGAUGGACAAGAAUUCUUCUGGGCAAAGUUUGAGAAGAGCAUGAGGGCUAACAGGGAAAUGAAUAAUGUAAUUCCAGUUUAG